CUCUGCCUGUUGCAAAAGAGGAGCCGCGCGCGCGCGUAAACUGGCGCCAAGCCGCGCAUAUAUGCGACCCCAGGCCGCGCACUCUCCGCGACACCGCCGGGCAGCCGCCGCCGGCCGCCGCCACCAGCGCACGGCCACGGACUACCAGCCGGUCUGGCACAGCCCGCCAUCACCGAAGCGACCGGCGGCCAAACCGAGGCUCGCAGUCUACUCAGAAUACAAGAGAGAACGAGCACGCGCAGCCCCGAAGGACGCCGCUAACUCACCUACAAACGACGAACCACCGCCGCCGCCCCCGACGUUCGCGCGCAUUUCUGGCCAGCAUUUUGUGCCAAACCAGACCAUGGCCUCCAAUAGCGACAACGGCGACGUGCACGACAAAGCCUUCCGCGCCGCGUUGGCCGAGGCGCUCUCCUUAGCGAGGGACCCCCGACAUGUCGUCGCGUUAUCUAGAGUAUACGCCCACGCGGUGGGCGCGUCGGACCCCGACGACCCGCUCGCGAAGGCGGCGCUGGCGGCUGCGGACGUGGCCGUCGCCGAGGACCUGGCCGCGCCGACGCCGAGGGUCGUGCGCCGCGCGAGCAGCCCGAGCAGCCCGUACUCGCCGGUGCGCGCGAGUAGUAGUGUGGCGCCGGUGUCGCCGCCGCCGCCGAUGCCAAGCGUGGAACGCGCGACGUCGCCGGGCGUCGCCCGCGUAUUGUCGGUGGGGCCGGAUGCGAGGAGACCGCCCACGGCGCCCGCGCCGCCCCGACUCGCGUCCGGCGUCACCCGCGUGCCCUCGCCGGACCCGGACGCCAGGAGACGUACGCCGUCGCCGGACCCGGACGCCAGGAGACGCCGCACGCCGCCGCCCGACGAGCGCUCGCCGUCGCCCGAGCCGGCGGUCAUGCCCUGCCAACGCUCAAAUCGGAAAGAAUUGCGGGACAGGAAGCGCCAGGAGGAGCGCCGGUUCCGCAAGCUCCUAGCGAAAGCGAGAGAAGAGUCCGAGCAGAGGACGCCCCACAAGGGCACGUCGCGGGCGAUCGCGCGCGUCAUGCGGGAUUUGGCAGCGGCGACGGCGGCGCUGGACGCGGCGUCGCGCAUCUCUCAACAAGAAGAGGAGCCUGAGGAGGCGGCGCCGCCGCGGUUCCGCGGGCCCCUCCGCGAGGACGCGGCCGUGGAGAAACGGCGCGUCGCGCUGGAGCUGCUGCGGGACAUGCGGUGUGGCCGGUAAUUAUCAUGGUGUG
Messenger RNA from Pelagomonas calceolata, 1226 nucleotides. Lineage: Eukaryota; Pelagophyceae; Pelagomonadales; Pelagomonadaceae. The record is from the annotation of a GenBank genome assembly.